This is a messenger RNA of Onychomys torridus (southern grasshopper mouse), 724 nucleotides long. RefSeq names its product zinc finger protein 54-like. Gene Ontology annotation, biological process: regulation of DNA-templated transcription. The record is from RefSeq and is a predicted model, not a curated record. NCBI's taxonomy places the organism in Eukaryota, Metazoa, Chordata, Mammalia, Rodentia, Cricetidae. The transcript has 4 exons. The coding region runs from base 344 to 724 and encodes 126 amino acids.
GGCUGACUCACACGCAAAACGUAAGCCUAGAGGAGGUGACUGGAGUGAGCGUUCCUAGACGCACUAGGAUCUCCUUCCAUUCAAAGGUGCUCCGCUCAGACCUCCUGCUCCGGAUCUCCCACACUUAAAGGACCCGCGUCCACCCACCAACAGCCAUCUCCGCCCCGCCCACCUCCCGCCUAGGCGUCCUGACGUCACGCUUGCACACCCUGGAGGGGACGGGAAGAAGCAGCAGCCUGGGUCUGGACUGGAAUUGAACGUUUGGCGGCUCCUGCUGAGGGAGCAGCUGUGGCGCUGCUGUGUUUUCUUCUGGCAAUUUUCGCAUCAGGGCCUGUUGCCAAGAAUGUCAACAAGAGUUUUGGCUUUUGCUCCUGAAACAGAAAUUCAAAGUAAAGCCACAAAGAGAAUGGCUGCAUCCCCAGUAAAUGCUCACCAGGGUCUAUUGACGUUCAGGGAUGUGGUUGUGGACUUUACCCAAGAGGAAUGGGAAUGUCUGGAGUCUCCUUGGAGGGCUUUAUACAUCGAUGUGAUGCUGGAGAAUUACAACAAUCUAGUCUUUGUAGAGAAACAUCACAUAUGUGGAAAAAAUGAAAAGUUCUUAAAUCAAGACUCAAAGCACAUUGGCUAUCAGUGUGUGAAUAUCCAAAAGAAGCCUCAUAAAUGUAGUAAACUUGGCAAAAUGGUUCAUGAAUCAUUCCCAAUGUACAACUUUUAUCACAAAUGA